UUGUUUCCCUUGAGGCUCUCGCAUCACGGAGAUUCCUUCCGAUAGACACAGAGAUAUCGACAGCUUCUGCUGCCCUUGGAAUAAUUAUCUGCAGCACUUUACUCUACCUUUUUGUUCUUGUGAUCCAUCCUCGUUCGGCUGUAUUGACUGCGUCGGAUUGGAUUGGCACUCACAGUUAAGCAUUCGAGUCAGUCGUUGGGCUUUUUGUUUUCUCACGGGUGAAAGUUCGUGAAGCAAGUGUGUGAGGCUGAUUAAUUGUUGUCAAGGCCCCAUCGACCAUUUCCCUGACGUUCCACUGCCAAUUGCUCGUUCAAGACCAGCGAAGAUAGUGGGUAAAGGGAUAACAGUGUGGCUUGCAAUCACUCGAGUACGUUUGUCGCGAACAAGUCUACCACGUUCACAUCACGAGAGCUGCUUACGCGAUUGACUAACUGUACAAGGGUUCAUGACACCUGCUGGGACGAUAUCCAUUACUGCAAGUACUACGUCAAGUCCCCAAGCCCUCUCCCGUACUGUUUUCACUCCUACUCGUUACCUUGCCGUCGCGGGAGACACGCCCUCCUUCUGUGUUCACUCUUCCUUCCGGAUCGGGCCUCGGGUGUUUCUACUCACGGCACUCGUCCUCGCCACCUCAACCCUACCGUUGGCGACAGCGACUGUCGAACCGUCGCGCCGCUUCCCGACACCCACGCCACUGGCGCUCAUGGCCCAGACAUCCACGACUGUACCGCCAAGUCUCGAUACGGAAAGCAGGCACGGCCAGUAUGAGCACACUCGGCAGUACGGCAACGCAAGCACUCCCAACGGCACAUCCGGUCUACUCGUCCGUUGCAGCAAAGUACUGCCGAACGUUAGGAACCGUGCGUUUUCGUACGAAACCAGUAUGGCUUCUACCGGUUCCCCGCUGACGAUUCCUUCCGGUGGUGGGGGUGCCGCCGCCUUGCCCAUGCAAACGCACACCGGCACCACCAGCGCCAUCCAUACCGUCAAGGAAAACACCGUCUACACAUUGUGGCGGAAUCCCCAUACCGUUCUCUACACGUGUGCAAUUCUGGUUACAUUGGUGCCACUGUAUAGCACCCGCGCAUCCUGGAUUCCUUUCUUUCAAAAGGAACGCAUUCAAGCCCAAACGAUACAAAUUCUUCGUCGCUUUCAAGAUACGGAAAACGAAACACUCGCCCUUCUGCAGUACACGUUGGGUAUGACGAUAUGGGAGUUCUUCGGCUUGUCGACAAUCCCGGUAGAAACCGCGGCCGGUAUGGUAUUCGGUUGGAAGGCGGCGAUCGCUUCGGGAAUUGGAAAACUCGUGGGAGCCGUCCUGACUUUUGUCAUUACCCAAGUCAUUUUGCGCGACCGGGUGCAAGCCAGACUCGUCUCCAACCCACUAUUUCAACUCCUUCUGGAACAAUCCCCUAAACGCCAUCACGAUGAUGACGAUAGGAGCAAAUGUGCCACUCCAGUAUCCGCCAAGUCAUCCUCGUCCUCAGUAGCCACGGUGGCCUCGCCGUGGCAGACCUCUGUUUGUCUGAAAUUUUCCUGCGUCCCGGAACUCGUCAAGAAUUGCGGGUCGGCCCUGUUGAACAUACCGCUAUGGAUAUUUAUGGCCGUCACGGUGGGUCACGGCUGGACCUAUACCGCCCUGUGGACGUGGACAGGCGUGGACGCGGCCGCACAAUUGUUGCGAGAGGAUGGCGCCGUGCCGGUUCACGGCAGUAAUUUGCCGCUUCAAAUUGCCCUCGCAAUGGCCUUGCUCAUUGGUGUGGUCGGAUCCCCCCUUCUUAUGGCCUGGUGGAUUCGCGAAUUACGGCGGACUUCGAUCGCCAAUAAGAGCGCGAAGCACCAGUCCCAGGUGGUCCGCAACGGCAACCUUUACGUACUGCCGUAAAAGAUUUGUUGCGGAUUAUGUGUGUACAGUAUCGUUCCAGUGUAUUCCUCGCCUUGCAAUGGUCCAGGCUAACAUUCGAGACCAUCCCUUGCUAUACUUUAU
Molecule: messenger RNA, 1987 nt
Organism: Phaeodactylum tricornutum CCAP 1055/1
Lineage: Eukaryota; Bacillariophyta; Bacillariophyceae; Surirellales; Neidiaceae
Exons: 1
Coding region: 446-1885 (479 amino acids)
Source: RefSeq, a predicted model, not a curated record